UGAGUAUAUUGUAUUGUCUCCUGUCCUUCGGCAUAUGUGUGUGUUUGUAUGUGUUGCUGACGCUUCAUGCUUUGAAAGAGGCACUUGCAUUCUUCCGCUAUGUCUGUCAUACUCAGAGAAUGUUGCCCCAGACUCUGGUGACGCCCCAUCUGAGAAUUCGGUUGUGGUGACACCGAAAGAGGCUAAAGUGGCAUCCAAAGACACAGAGGCCAGAGUGAAAAUCACAGAACCAGAGGCGGCCGUGCCCAUACCUGCUGCUGAGGCCCCUCAGCCACAAACUGUAGUAAUUGUGGUGACUGAACUAGAACCUGUAGAGGGUGAGGUCACAGACCCACAGCCUUUAGAAAACGGGCACAGUGAACCAGAGCCAACACAGGCUGAGAAGCGUGUCGAGGUAAAAGAAGAGCAGCCCGGCACUUCAAAAGUUCCUGCACCUUCAAUGAAGAAGUCUGCUGAGACAAAAGCUACCCCUAAAAAAGAUAAAGAUGAUGAUGUCACCGCCAGCACCCCAUCACCUCCACCUCCAGCAGAGGACAGCAGCACUCCCAAGAAACUUUCUAUUGACCUUCCUAAUGAUAGCGACCCUGAGUCAACCAGGGGGAGGAAAGACUCAGUGUGGUCUCUGGGGGACGGACAGCCUGCCGAGGAGAUCGAAAAACAAACCGAGACUCCGCCACUCUCGACUCUGUUGAUUGAAAUGCCGCAGAGUGGUUCCAUCAAUGUAGGUGGCGACAUCACCUUCACUGCUAAGGUGGAGGCCAAAGACUUGCUUCGUAAACCAACCAUUAAGUGGUUCAAAGGAAAGUGGAUGGAUCUGGCUAGUAAGACGGGGAAGCAUCUGCAGCUUAAAGAAUCUUUCGAUCGCUUUACCAAGAUUCACACCUUUGAGAUGCACAUUAUUAAGGCGAAGGAGAACUAUGCAGGGAAUUACAGAUGUGAGGUCACCUACAAAGACAAAUUUGAUAGCUGCUCUUUUGACCUGGAGGUCAAAGAAAUCCCAGAGGGUUCUCAAAACAUCGAUAUCCGCUCAGCUUUCAAAAGAAGCACUGAUGGCCAAGACGAUGCAGGCGAGCUUGACUUUAGUGGGCUUCUCAAACAUAGACAAGGCAGGGAGCACAAGCAAGAGGAAGUUCCAGAGGUGGAUGUGUGGGAGAUUUUGAAAAAGGCCCGACCUGAUGAAUAUGAGAAGAUUGCUUUUACGUAUGGCAUCACCGAUCUCAGAGGCCUGCUGAAAAGACUGAAGAAAACCAAAAAGGAAGAGAAAAAGAGUGAAGCAUUUUCCAAGAGACUGGAACCUGCAUAUCAGGCGGACAAAGGUGGAAAGAUCCGAUUAGUUGUGGACCUUGCUGACCCCACUGUGGAGUUAAAAUGGUACAAGAAUGGACAAGAGAUCCGCCCUACUCCAAAUAAUAGGAAGUAUAUCUUUGAGCACAAAGGCACUCAACGGAUAAUGGUUAUUAACAACUGUCAGAUAAACGAUGAUGCUGCCUACUCAGUCACUGCAGGAGAAGAGAAGUGCACCACUGAACUCUUUGUGAAAGAACUGCCUGUGAACAUAGUGAAAGUGCUGGAGCCUGUAAAAACCACAGUGAACGAGAGAAUUGAACUGGAGUGUGAGGUGUCUGAGGAAGGAGCCAAAGUUAGAUGGAUGAAAAAUGGGGUGGAGGUCCCCACAGGGGUGCGUUCACGGUACCGCGUGAAGUCCGAGGGGACCAAACACUGGCUGAUCAUUGACGAUGCCACAAAGGAUGACACUGGCACCUACUCCCUGAUGGCCACCGGGGGCACCACUGAAGCUCACGUUCAAAUUGAUUUGAAGCCUUUGAAGAUUUUAAUGGAUCUACAGAGUGUGACAAUGUUGUUGGGUCAACCUCUUAAAUUGAACUGUGAGAUUUACCCUGGAAACGUCCCGGGCCGCUGGUACAAGAACGGCCAGCUGGUCCAGUCUAGCGAACGCAUCAGCAUUAUGCACAGAGCCAAGAAUCACAACCUUGACAUUGAGAGCUCCACUAUUCAUGAUGCCGGUGAUUAUACCUUUGUUCCUGAGGGAUACACGCAGACGCUGUCUGCCAAAGUGCACAUCAUAGAUCCACCCAGGGUGCAUUUAGAGGCACUGAAUGUCCAGGAUAACACGGUGGUCAUUGUGGCUGGAAACAAACUCCGGCUGGAGAUCCCUAUUAGUGGAGAACCAGCACCCAGAGUCGUGUGGAUGAAGGGAGAACGUGUCAUCCUUGAUUCAGGAAGUCGGAUGCGUGCAGAGACAUUUGCAGACCACACCUGCCUCACUAUUGAUAUCGCAGAAAGAGAAGAUACCGGAAACUACAAGAUCGUUCUUCAGAAUGAAGCUGGAGAGGACACAGCUAGUAUAAAAAUCAAAGUUGUAGAUAUCCCAGAUCCCCCUGAGGCUCCUCUGGUUACUGAUGUUGGUGGAGAUUGGUGCACUAUGACAUGGGAGCCGCCACGCUAUGAUGGUGGUUCCCCCAUCCUUGGAUAUUUCAUUGAGCGAAAGAAGAAACAGAGCUCUCGAUGGAUGAGGCUGAACUUCGACCUUUGCAAAGAGACCACCUUUGAGCCGAAAAAGAUGAUUGAAGGUGUGCCAUACGAGGUGCGAAUCUUUGCCGUCAAUGCUAUCGGCGUCUCCAAACCCAGUGAGCCCUCCAAACCUUUCAUUCCCCUGGCUGUGACCAGUGAACCCACAACACUGGUGGUGGAUGACGUCACAGAUACCACAGUGACCAUGAAGUGGAGACCCCCAGACACCAUCGGUGCCGCUGGACUUGAUGGCUACCAAGUUGAAUACUGCCUUGAAGGAACUGACGAAUGGAUACUUGCUAAUACAGAGCUGACAGAAAAAACGAGGUACACUAUAACCGGUCUGCCAGUGGAGGCCAAGAUCUUAGUGCGUGUCAAGGCCAUAAAUGCUGCUGGGGCCAGUCCACCACGCACAACCCAACACUCCAUACUGGUCAAAGAGGUUGUCGAACCUCCUAAGAUUCGCAUACCUCGACACUUGAAGCAGACAUACAUUCGAAAGGUUGGCGAAGUCGUCAACCUCGUCAUGCCAUUUGUGGGUAAACCGAGGCCAAAAGUCAACUGGUUGAAAGAGGGUCAGCCGAUUGACAAAACCGUCAGCAUUCGCAACUCAGAUUGUGACAGCAUCAUGUUCAUCCGCAAGGCUGAGCGCAAGCACUCUGGGAAAUAUGAACUGAGCGUACAAGUGGAGAAUCAUAUCGACACGGCCACACUGGACAUCCAGAUAGUCGAUCUUCCAGGCCCACCACAGGCUGUAAAGAUCGAAGAGGUCUGGGGGAAUAAUGUAGCACUGGACUGGAGCCCACCCAAAGACAACGGCAAUGCACCCAUAAUAGGCUACACCAUCCAGAAAGCUGAUAAAAAGACAAUGGAGUGGUACUCAUGUAUAGAGCACUACCAUCGUACCUGCAUCACAAUCUCAGAUCUGGUGGUGGGUAACGAGUAUUACUUCAGGAUCUACUCAGAGAACAUGGUGGGCUUAAGUGAAAGUGCCACCGCCACUAAAGACAGUGCUCUGAUCGUGAAAGAAGGCUUGAAACUGAAAAUCCCAGAGUAUAAUGACCGUAACUUCACCGAGCCGCCCACUUUCACUCAGCCGCUUAUCAACACCUUUGCCAUCGCUGGGUACAACGCCACCCUGAACUGCAGCGUGCGUGCCAAUCCUCGGCCUAAGGUAAUCUGGAUGAAAAACAAGAUUCCCAUCAUAGACGACCCACGUUACCGCAUGUUCAGCAACCAGGGUGUGUGUACGCUUGAGAUCCGCAAGCCCAGCCCGUUUGACGGAGGUGUUUACACCUGCAAGGCUAUCAAUGACCUUGGAGAGGCUCAGGUGGACUGCAAACUAGAAGUCAAAGGUUAGUCUGUGCAUUAAAAUGAUCAUCUAGCACAGCCCAAUCCUGUUCCAGGAGAUCUACCUACCUGUGGAGUUCAGAUCCAACCCUGAUCAAACACACCUGUUUGUAAUUAUCAAGUGCUUCUGAGGAUCAUAAUUAGCCGCUUCAGUUGUGUUUGAUCUGGGUUGGAGCGGAACUUUUUAGGAAGGUAGAUCUCCAGGAACAGGACUGGGCACCCCUGAUCUAGCAUCUCAGAUGUGGAUACGGCAUCUUAAGAUCACUCCUUUAAGAGUAUAUGUGACCCUGGACCACAAAACCAGUCUUAAGUUG
Messenger RNA from Sinocyclocheilus anshuiensis, 4196 nucleotides. Its product is annotated as myosin-binding protein C, slow-type-like. Gene Ontology annotation, molecular function: protein binding. NCBI's taxonomy places the organism in Eukaryota, Metazoa, Chordata, Actinopteri, Cypriniformes, Cyprinidae. The record is from RefSeq and is a predicted model, not a curated record.